AGUUUGAAGAUGCACACGCACAAGUGCUGUUUAAUCUUGCUCUUCAUUUGUGUGGAAGGUGUGUUUGGUGCUGCUCCAGAUGUAAUGAAGUCGGUGACUGAGGGAGAUUCUGUCACUCUAAACACUGAUGUUACUGAACUACAGAGAGAUGAUCAGAUACUGUGGAUGUUUGGACCUAAAGAGACCCGUAUAGCUGAAAUAUAUAAGCUUGUGAUUGAUAUGUUUAACAGUCAUGAGAUAUUUGGAGACAGACUGAAGCUGGACAAUCAGACUGGAUCUCUGACCAUCAGAAACACCAGAAGCACAGACUCUGGGCUUUAUAAACGACAGAUCCGCAGCAACAGAGGGAACUCAGACAAGAUAUUUAAUGUUACUGUCUAUGACUUUCCCAGCAGUUCUUCGAGUGUGACGCCAUCGUUGAUUUAUGCUGUGGUGGGCGUGGCCUCUGUCGCUCUGCUUGUUUUUUUACGUCAGAUCUAGAAUGGGCGUGAACAAGAAAAAGCCAGCAUCACAACCUCACUCACGCCAUUCUCUUCUGCAGACACGAGGAGGCAGUAACUCAUAAUUGUUCAAUCGAAUUCACAUCCACUUUGUAAUGUAAAAUAGAGCAAAGGUGCUUCUAAUACAGUGGUUCUCAAUUUUUUUAACUACUCAUUUAAAACUGUGUUUCACCAUUUUAAAGAGGCAGUGUGUCAUAACCAAAUAAAUUAAGGUGAUUCUAAAAAUCAUAAUUUGCUCACCCUCCGGUCUAAUUAACACACUGAAUUUUAUUUACAAAUUGUAUUAAUUUACAAACACAUUGAAAGUCACUGACCUAAAGCAUGAACAAACACCUUCAUAAACAGUGUUGUAAUUGGAGUUAAAUUUCAAACUCUUUAUUUUUGGAAAUAACCGACUUCUGAUUUUCUGGAACGUUGGGAUUUCUAUAAAAACACUAAUGACAAUGAAAAGGGGAAAACAAAAAGAGGGGAAAAAUCAAGGUUUAACACAAACAAACAAUACAGAUCAGGGUUAUUUCAAUUUCAUCAGAUGCAGCACAAAGCCUGUGGGAGUAAAGCGGUAUAGUGUAGGAUGAGACAUGUAAUGACUUGCAGUGCUAUGAUACAGGGCAGAAUGGUAGAAUUACUGGAAUGACAGCAUGAGUUGGGGCAGAGACCUGUGGCUUCACAUAAAAACGCUCGCAAGCACCUGAAAAUUCUCACGAAUCUUUGUCUGCCCACAAUGCCAACGCUGACGUUCUUGUGCUUAGCAACAAAAUACAUCACAUGUUUAUUUUAACACACUUUGGUGUGUCUUUCACAACCUAGGGAUAAUUUAAAAUAUAUUAAUCACUCAAGAAUUUUACAACAUGAGGAAAAAUAAGCUUAAAAGCUUUAGUAACAUAUGGAGGCUAUUGGUACUUGAAUUAUGUUUAAACAACCAAGAUGCUAAAAACCAAUGUGUUCUGGACUCUAAAAAGAAAUGAAGGCUCUGACUGAUACUUACUCAUAACAAUACAAUGAGAAGUGAGCGGUGAUUGGCUGAAUAUUUACCAGAUACACUUGUUUGUGAACUGAAACUUCAGUAACACCAGUUGCACUUUGAAGAUGCACACGCACAAGUGCUGUUUAAUCUUGCUCUUCAUUUGUGUGGAAGGUGUGUUUGGUGCUGCUCCAGAUGUAAUGAAGUCGGUGACUGAGGGAGAUUCUGUCACUCUAAACACUGAUGUUACUGAACUACAGAGAGAUGAUCAGAUACUGUGGAUGUUUGGACCUAAAGAGACUCGUAUAGCUGAAAUCUAUAAGCUUGUGAUUGAUAUGUUUAACAGUCAUGAGAUAUUUGGAGACAGACUGAAGCUGGACAAUCAGACUGGAUCUCUGACCAUCAGAAACACCAGAAGCACAGACUCUGGGCUUUAUAAACGACAGAUCCGCAGCAACAGAGGGAACUCAGACAAGAUAUUUAAUGUUACUGUCUAUGCUCAUCUUCCUGUUCCUGUAAUCAGCAGUAAUUCUUCACAAUGUUCUUCAUCUUCAUCAUCCUCAUCCUCAGAGCAGAAUUGUUCAUUGGUGUGUUCAGUGGUGAAUGUGGGUCAUGUGACUCUCUCCUGGUACAAAGGAAACAGUUUAUUGUCCAGCAUCAGUGUGUCUGAUCUCAGCAUCAGUCUCUCUCUACCUCUGGAGGUGGAAUAUCAGGAUAAAAACAGCUACAGCUGUGUGCUCAACAAUCCCAUCAGCAACCAGACUCAACAUCUCAACAUCACUCAGCUCUGUAAAUGUCCAGACAUCCCGAGCCGUUCUUCGAGUGUGACGCCAUCGUUGAUUUAUGCUGUGGUGGGCGUGGCCUCUGUUGCUCCGUUUUUUUUACGUCAGAUCUAGAAUGGAUGUGAACAAGAAAAAGCCAGCAUCACAGAGAAGGGUAUAUACAAAGUAACGUGACCGCAAACUAAACCAACAGGAUACUAGAACUGCGUUCCUGAAACUGCAGCCAUCGCUAUAUUGGCCAGUACGGUAGGUGGCGCUGUCAGGAAAAACUAGGGUCCUAGAACUGCGGCCCAGAUCUGCGGUCCUGAAUCUGCAGCCUCCGGUUGUGCAGGAACAUUCUAUUGGCAUCACAACCUC
This is a messenger RNA of Carassius auratus (goldfish), 2600 nucleotides long. RefSeq names its product natural killer cell receptor 2B4-like. The transcript is spliced from 6 exons. Bases 1587 to 2357 code for a protein of 256 amino acids. The record is from RefSeq and is a predicted model, not a curated record. NCBI's taxonomy places the organism in Eukaryota, Metazoa, Chordata, Actinopteri, Cypriniformes, Cyprinidae.